CUGGAGCAGUAGGAGGAAGUGUGGUGUUGGCCCCUGAUAACCCACCCGCCACAUCAACUGAUUUAAUUCAGUGGCAUGUUGGAACAACCCUUAUAAUGACAACACGGUCUGGUUCAACUAUAAUAGUCCCAGCAUACAGAAACAGAGUCAGUUUUGACAGAAACACUCUCGCUCUGGAGCUCCGGAAACUGAGACUGGAUGAUUCUGGAAAAUACAGUCUGACUAUAAUAUCUAGUACUGGAAAUCAACUUAGAGGAGAGACUUCACUACAAGUGUUCGGUGACGAUCUGCAGUUUUCUGAGCCAGCUGCUGGAGAAGUAAGAGGAAGUGUGGUGUUUACCCCUGAUAACCCACCCUCCACUUCGAUUAAUGCACUUCAGUGGCAAUUUGGAACAACUACUAUAUUGACAGCACUGUCUGAUUCAACUAUAAUAGUCCCAGCAUACAAAGACAGAGUCAGUUUUAACAGAAGUACUCUCGCUCUGGAGCUCCGGAACCUGAGACUGGAUGAUUCUGGAAUAUACAGUCUGACUGUAAUAUCUAGUACUGGAAAUCAACUUAGAGGAGAAACUUCACUACAAGUGUUUGAAAAUAUAACUAAUGUCAGGCUUAUUGGUCCAAAAAAACCAUUAAUAGAGGGAAAAUCAUCUGCUAACAUCAUCUCUCGUGGAACUGGCAGCAUCACCUCUGUGCAGUGGAUGAAAGAUAACAGUCCUCUGUCUCCUAGCAACAGAAUAAGAAUUUCAUCUGAUAAAAGAUCACUAUUCAUCAGUCCAGUGCGGAGAUCAGACAGUGGAGAAUAUCAGUGUACAUAUACAAACCCUGUCAGCUCUGGGACGGCGAAACUCAGCCUGAUCGUCAACUAUGGACCAGAUGAUGUUUCUAUUCAGGAUGUGGUGGAUUUAGGGGUUCGUGUGUCGCUCUCUUGCUCUGCAAAUUCUCAACCUUCUGCCUCAUUCAGCUGGAAGUUUAAUGGAUCAGACACUGGUGUGACCACAGACACAUUCACCAUAAAUCAGACUGAUUUCACACACAGUGGAGAUUAUGAAUGCACAGCUUUGAAUAGUGUCACAAAGAGAAGUGUCACACAAAAACAUGCUUUACUAGUUAAAGUAGGUGGCGGAGGAGGCUGA
Labeo rohita (rohu) is the source of this 1133-nucleotide messenger RNA. Its product is annotated as carcinoembryonic antigen-related cell adhesion molecule 20-like. Lineage: Eukaryota; Metazoa; Chordata; Actinopteri; Cypriniformes; Cyprinidae. The coding region runs from base 96 to 1133 and encodes 345 amino acids. The transcript has 5 exons. The record is from RefSeq and is a predicted model, not a curated record.